CCCAUGGAAAGACGUUCCCUCUGCUGUGUCUUCAGCGUCUCUGUUUUCCUCAGUUUUUCAUAUCUGCCCACAGCUGCUACCGUCGUCUGCCCGGGUAUAGACGUGGUAAGAGGAACUCUAAAGUACAGUGACGGACCGGCUUAUCCAGCUUGAACGCCGUGAUCAAUGACGGCUUUGGCCAGCGAUGGCUGUCGUGUCAUGGAAGGAGAUUCUACUUUUGACUGGACUGGUGGUGGGAUGCUACUGGAACAGUCUGUCGUGUGGGUUCGUGUUUGACGAUGUCUCGGCGAUCCUCGACAACAAGGACCUGCGGCCCACGACCCCCAUCCGAAACCUGUUCCUCAAUGACUUCUGGGGAACGCCUAUGGCCGAGGAGCGGAGUCAUAAAUCCUACCGACCCCUGACCGUCCUCACCUUCCGACUGAACUACCUCUUCAGCGAGCUCAGCGCUGCUUCCUACCACCUUCUCAACGUCGUCUUGCACGCCGUGGUGUGCGUGCUCUUCCUGCGAGUGUGCCGAUUGUUUCUGGACAAAACCUCCAGCUUGGUGGCUGCGUUGCUGUUCGCUGUGCACCCCAUCCACACUGAGGCUGUCACAGGUGUGGUUGGCAGAGCUGAGCUUCUCUCUUCAAUUUUCCUCCUGGCUGCUUUCCUGGCAUACACAAAGUCCACCAGUGCGGACCGCUCCAUCGUCUGGGCGCCCAUCGCUCUGACGGUCGUCCUGGUGGCAGCAGCCACGCUGUGUAAGGAGCAGGGCAUCACCGUCGUCGGCAUCUGCUGUGUUCACGAAGUGUUUGUGGCACAGGGGUUCACGCUGCCCAUGCUGCUGCACACAAUGCGCCAGGUGCUGCAGGGGAAAGACGGCUUCCCGUACGCCGUCCUGCAGACUCUGCUCAAGCUCAUCGUCCUCGUCAUCAGCACGCUGCUGCUCGUCAUCGUCCGGGUGCAGGUCAUUCAGUCGCAGCUGCCCGUCUUCACCAGGUUUGAUAACCCGGCAGCGGUCAGCUCCACUCCCACCAGGCAGCUGACGUUCAACUACCUGCUCCCCGUAAACGCCUGGCUCCUGCUGAACCCGUCCGAGCUGUGCUGCGACUGGACCAUGGGCACCAUCCCCCUGGUGGAGUCGCUCCUGGACCUCCGGAACCUGGCCACGCUGGUCUUCUACACAUUUCUGGGCCUGCUGGCGUACCACAGCCUGCGCUACAGACACAGCUCUGCCAGAACGGUCAUCAUGGCCCUGUCUCUGAUCGUUCUGCCUUUCAUUCCGGCCUCCAACCUCUUCUUCCCGGUGGGUUUCGUUGUGGCAGAGAGGGUUCUCUACGUGCCCAGUAUGGGCUUCUGUGUCCUCGUUGCUCAUGGAUUCAGGAUUGUCUCGCAUAAAGGACAAUUGAAGAAGAUUUCCUGGUUGAUGAUCGGCGUGCUGCUCACUACACAUGCAGUGAAGACCUUCAACAGGAACUGGGACUGGGAGUCAGAGUACACUCUGUUUACGUCUGCGCUAAAGGUCAACAAAAACAACGCCAAGCUGUGGAACAACGUCGGCCACGCUCUGGAGAACCAGCACAACUACGCCAGGGCGCUGCGGUACUUCCUGCAGGCCACUCGGGUCCAGCCAGACGACAUCGGCGCACACAUGAACGUCGGGAGAACCUACAAGAACUUGAACAAGUCCAGGGAGGCGGAGGAGGCUUACCUGGUUGCUAAAUCACUCAUGCCACAGGUCAUCCCAGGUAAGAAGUACGCCACGCGCGUGGCUCCCAACCACCUCAACGUUUACAUCAACCUGGCCAAUCUGAUCCGGGCCAACGACUCGCGGCUGGAGGAGGCCGACCAGCUCUACCGCCAAGCCAUCAGCAUGAGGCCCGACUUCAAACAGGCCUACAUCAGCAGAGGGGAGCUGCUGCUGAAGAUGAACAAGCUGACUGAAGCGCGGGACGCCUACCUGCGAGCCCUGGAGCUGGACCGCGCCAACGCCGACCUGUGGUACAACCUGGCCAUCGUCAACAUCGAGAUGAAGGACCCGUCGGAGGCGCUGAAGAACUUCAACCACGCCCUGGAGCUCAGCCCCCGCCACAAACUGGCGCUCUUCAACUCGGCGCUGCUCAUGCAGGAGUCCGGUGAGCCCAAGUUCUGGCCCGAAGCCAACCGCCGCUUCCUGGCCUACGUGGAGGAGGAGCCCGACGACGCCAACGGCUACUUCAACCUGGGCAUGCUGGCCAUGGACGCCAACGAGAACGCGGCGGCGGAGCGCUGGAUGCGCAAGGCCAUCAGCCUGCAGGCGGGCUUCCGCAGCGCGCUCUUCAACCUGGCGCUGCUCUACUCGCAGUCCGGCCGCGAGGUGGACGCGCUGCCCGUGCUGGACGAGCUGCUGCGCCACCACCCGGAGCACAUCAAGGGCCUGAUCCUGAAGGGCGACAUCCUCAUGAACCACAAGAAGGACACGCGCGGCGCCAAGGCCUGCUUCGAGCGCAUCCUGCGCAUGGACCCCGCCAACGUCCAGGGCAAGCACAACCUGUGCGUGGUCUACUUCGAGGAGCGCGACCUGCCGCGCGCCGAGCGCUGCCUGGAGGAGACGCUGGCGCUGGCGCCCAACGAGGAGUACGUGCGCCGCCACCUGAGCAUCGUGCGGAGCAAGAUGGCCGCCAUGAGCGCCGCGGGGCAGCCGAUCGUCGCGGCGGCGGCGGCGGAGGGAGCCGCGGCAGCGGCCGAGGAGGAGAGGCCCGAGGGGGCGAAGGAGGUCGGCCAGGGCAGAGAGGAAGGGAGGGGCGGCGCGGCUGCUGGAAAGAGGGCUGGGAAUGAGAAGAAUGUGCGGAAAUCCUCGGCAGAGAGCCUGGAGGGGGCGGACGGGGACCAGCCGGAGGCCGCGGACUCCCACCAGCACGACCAACGGACUAAAGGCAAGUCCACCAAGGACAUCAAGGACAUCGAGGAGAAGAGAGCCGCCGCCUUGAAGAGACUCGAGGAGAUCGAGCGCAUCCUGAGCGGGGAUUGACACUGUGGGACUUUUUACCUGGAACACUUUUAUAGAGCUCUCUGAUCAAGACUCGUUUCAAACUCGUAUUCUUCACCACUUCUUUUAACGUCUGUGAUUGGACGAGCGGCCGCUGAGGACGGCCCCGCCCCGCCACACUGACCGCAUCAGGCAGGGAAAGGCCCAUCUGCACAUGGCGUCCAUGUAACAAUAAGCACAAAGCCGAUCGAGGGUGAUCUAUUUAAAGCAUAUUGCCUGUGUGUGUGUGCGUGCGCGUGUGUGUGUGCGCGUGCUCUCUCCGUCUGAAUGUGACUUCACAUAUCAAUCGUUGCUAUAUUUGUGUUGCUUCUCAAUGUGUCGUCAUUGUUUAUCACUGGAUUUUCUUUCUCUGUACGAUGUGAGUCACUUCGGCGUUUAUUGUGUUUUUAAAAAAAGAAUGAUUGUAUCGCAAACAAUUAAAGGAAGCCCCCUCCCCCCUCUCUCCCCCCUCCCCCCUCCCCCAACAGAUUUCCUCAAGGUAGGAUUGUAUCUGCCCCCUCCACACACACACACAUCGGGCCUGUAAUCGUCAUGGAUCUGGCUCGCCGCUUCCUCCCUCCCGGCAGCGCGUCACGUUUCACCGCCAGCCCGUUUAAAGGCGUUUAUCUCACUCCCCUUUGUCACGCCGACCCUUCCCUCCCUCAUUGUUUUUUCCUGAUAAACUCAGCCCUCACACAUCUUUCUGCCCACUGGGAAGAACACACCUUUUUUUUUUUUUCCUUUCUGGAUUGUUUGUUCUGGACAGCGAGCGGCGCUUCCUGAGCACGAUGUGUUUUCCAAAGCUCCGUCUUCGCAGGGCGGCGGCGGGGGGGGAUGGAUGCCCCACAUCCUGCGAGAUGAUGUUGAUUUGAUUUCAGAGGCUGCUCCACAUUUUCACCUUCCUUUAUUUUUUUUUAUUUUUUAUAUACUGCUCUGCAGAGUUAACACUAAUGCACUGUUUUGUGGGGCAGCCAGCAAACAAAUUGCGGUUUGAAAAGAAAUGCUGUAAGUGUUCCAGGUUGCUGGCGGACCCUGUGAUUGGAGCUGCGGGGCCAGUCAGCCGCAGUCGAGCGGCUGUUUACCCCCCUCAGUAGUUCAGGGCCGGUGCUUUUUGCGCCGCACAGCCUCGCUAUGCAUCCAUCUGGUUUAGUGUGUUUGUACGGACAUUUUCGACGGUACUGUAUCCAGUGUUAUUUAUUGCUCUCGUUAUGCACUGCAGAUGUUUUGACCACUUUCAGUAUGCUUUCAUUUACUGUAUAUCCUUCACUAACUAACAGUUGCUGCUGCAAAACGUCAGAGAACGAACCCUCAGAAUUCUCGUUCCUCUUCUGGAACCUGCCAACUUUCAACAAACGAACUGAAGAAAAGAAAAAGCUAUUUUUUUCAGUUUGGUUUGACAAUUCUGAGAUAAAUCUGGGUUACAGCAGAAUUAUGAACUGAAUGUCACAAUCAUGAAUUUUUAAAAAUCAGGUUUGAUCAGGAAAAGGGUAAAAAAAAUAUUACUUCAGUAUUAGAAUUCUGAGAAGAAGAAAAAAAGGCAAAAUUUUGAGUAGAAAAUCUCAAGAAAAAAUCUGGCAAGAGGUUGUUAAAAGAAAAACAGGAUUCUGAAUUUAAAAAUAGCAAUUAUUCAGGAAAGACAGUCUGAUUUUAUGCAGAUUUCUGAGAAAAAUCUGUAGGAAAACAUCAGAAUUCAGAUUUUUAAUGUGAGAUUUGUGGUUGAUUAAAGGGAUUAAGGGAGAUUUUCCAGAAAAAUGCUAAAUCGAACCGUUUCUUCAGUAUUGGAAUUUUAACAAAACAUUAAAAAUUUCCAAGAUCUGGAAGGAAUUGGAAUGGAAAAUCGUGUUAAAUGUCAUAAUUUUGAGAUUUAUGGCAGAAUUCAGAGAAAGAUAUAAAUGCUCCUGGAAAAAAAAGACUGAAUUACAGAUUCUGGUCAGACUUUGAGGGUGAAAGCUGGAAUUUGCAGAAUGAUUAUCAAAAUUCUGUGGCAGGAAAAAAAAAAUGUGACUCUAAGUUCAGACUUGAAUUUGUGAGUAAGAAGCAAGCCCAGAUUUCGGUGGCCUGAACCCUCUUUUCCCUGGGAGUCCAUGUCAGUGUUAAAUGUGUGUGAACUCCUCGAGUGGCGCCUCAGGCGAGGUGAAGCCUCCAUCCAGGAAGCGUCCGGCGUUCCACCUUACCGUCUCACCUGGUUUCGCUCAGCCACUCACCUUUUUUUGUACGGUUUUCUUUUUAUGCAAUAGCCCUGGGUGGUGGUGGUGGUGGUGGUGGAGCACGGUGGGGUGGGGGGUUAGAUUUUAUUA
Messenger RNA from Salarias fasciatus (jewelled blenny), 5286 nucleotides. It is a transcript of the gene tmtc3, whose product is annotated as transmembrane O-mannosyltransferase targeting cadherins 3. Bases 185 to 2992 code for a protein of 935 amino acids. The transcript has 14 exons. Gene Ontology annotation, biological process: protein O-linked glycosylation via mannose. The record is from RefSeq and is a predicted model, not a curated record. Gene Ontology annotation, cellular component: endoplasmic reticulum. Lineage: Eukaryota; Metazoa; Chordata; Actinopteri; Blenniiformes; Blenniidae. Gene Ontology annotation, molecular function: mannosyltransferase activity; protein binding.